GCCUGACGUAACCGGGCGCUCGGCCCCGCCCCAACGCGGCUGAAGCCUCGCAGCCAGAGAGCCGGCACCGCCGCCGCCUGGGCUUGGAACGCAGCGCGAGCGGCCAUGGCCUCCGGCGCCGCAGCUAAGCGGGCGCAGGGCGAGCGGGCGGCGGGACGGCAGCCCCGGCCCCGUCCCCAGCGCUCGGCUGACCGUGUGCCCCCUCGUCUCGUCCCACAGGCCGACACUCGACGGAGGCUGCUGCGCACCGUCAAGAAGGAGGUGAAGCAGAUCAUGGAGGAGGCAGUCACACGGAAGUUCGCCCACGAGGACAGCAGCCACAUCAUCUCCUUCUGUGCGGCUGUAGAGGCCUGCGUCCUGCAUGGGCUGCGGCGGCGGGAGGCUGGCUUUCUGCGCAGCAACAAGAUUGCAGCUCUCUUCAUGAAAGUGGGCAAGAACUUCCCACCGGCCGAAGAGCUGAGCCGCAAGGUGCAGGACCUGGAACAGCAGAUCGAGAGCGUGCGAAACCAGAUUCAGGGCCUCCAGGAGAAUGUGCGGAAGCUGCCGAAGCUGCCCAGCCUGUCCCCACUUGCCAUCAAGCACCUGUGGAUCCGCACUGCUUUGUUUGAGAAGGUUCUGGACAAAAUUGUGCAUUACCUGGUGGAAAACAGCGGUAAAUACUAUGAGAAGGAAGCCCUCCUGAUGGACCCGGUGGAUGGCCCCAUCCUUGCAUCUUUGUUGGUGGGGCCCCGUGCCCUGGAGUACACCAAGAUGAAGACUGCAGAUCACUUCUGGACUGACCCCUCGGCCGACGAGCUUGUCCAGAGGCACCGCAUCCACAGCUCGCACCUGUGGCAGGACUCAGCCACCAAGCGUCCAGCCCUCUGUAUCCAGAAGAGACAUUCAAGUGGCAGCAUGGACGACCGACCAUCCCUUUCUGCCCGUGACUGUGUUAAGUCCCUGCACCAGAACUCCCGGGCCACGCUACUCUAUGGCAAGAACGAUGUUCUGGUUCAGCCGGUGAGAGAUAUCUGGGACCCGGAUCUUCCACAGGGGGUCUGGCUUCCAGUUAUACAGGAGGAGUUCCCUCUGGUUCCAGGUUGUUCAUCCAUUCAUCCAUGCAUCUGUCCACAUCUCCAUCUCUCCAUCCAUUCAUCCAUAUGACAACAUUGCUUCUAUCCGUCUGUCCAUCUAUUCACCCACCUACCUGUCUUUACUUCUACCUAUCCAUCCAUCUAUCCAUCCACUCAUCCAUCCACCCACCCAUCCAUCCACCCACCCAUCCAUCCAUCUUCCUACCCAUGUUUACUUCCAUCCAUCCAACUACCCAUCCAUCUCCCCAUCCGUCCGUCCAUCCAUCCAUCCACCCAUCCAUCCAUCUUCCUACCCAUGUUUACUUCCAUCCAUCCAUCUACCCAUCCAUCUCCCCAUCCGUCCGUCCAUCCAUCCAUCCACCCAUCCAUCCAUCUUCCUACCCAUGUUUAUUUCCAUCUGCCCAUCCAUCCAUCCAUCCACCCAUCUUUACCUGCAUCCAUCCAUUUGUCCAUCCGUCUAUUUAAUUAUCCAUUUAUUUUCCAGUCCAUCUCUCCACCCACCUGUCCACCUAGCUGUCCAUCCAUCCAUUCUCUUUUGUUAUCACUCACUCAUCAGCAAGUAUUUAUACUGAACUUUCCUUGUGCUGGAUGCUUGGGAUAUCAGGAUAAGUAUCUUCAUGGCUGAUAUAUUUUUUAAAUGUUUAUUUUUGAGAGAGAACAUGCAUGGGGGAGGGGCAUAAA
Messenger RNA from Neofelis nebulosa (Clouded leopard), 1754 nucleotides. RefSeq names its product small G protein signaling modulator 1-like. The transcript is spliced from 7 exons. The record is from RefSeq and is a predicted model, not a curated record. Bases 106 to 1143 code for a protein of 345 amino acids. NCBI's taxonomy places the organism in Eukaryota, Metazoa, Chordata, Mammalia, Carnivora, Felidae. Gene Ontology annotation, cellular component: cytoplasm.